Hyposmocoma kahamanoa is the source of this 1738-nucleotide messenger RNA. RefSeq names its product G-protein coupled receptor moody-like. Gene Ontology annotation, molecular function: G protein-coupled receptor activity. Gene Ontology annotation, biological process: G protein-coupled receptor signaling pathway. Gene Ontology annotation, cellular component: membrane. Lineage: Eukaryota; Metazoa; Arthropoda; Insecta; Lepidoptera; Cosmopterigidae. The record is from RefSeq and is a predicted model, not a curated record. The transcript has 3 exons. Bases 125 to 1408 code for a protein of 427 amino acids.
CAGGGUUGUCCACGACCGCAUUAGUUUCAUUAUAAGGAAAAAUCACAACAUUAUAUCAGUCUGAAUUCGUACCACAUAACGGAAGGUUCUUUGUAAUUACAAAACUUAGAUUUCUAAAUGCACCAUGUCUACAACAAUUGGAAAAUCUAAUUUUAGUGUAAUUGGUAAUCACGCAAAUACAAGUGGCUUGUCAAAUAUGGCUGAAAGGUAUACCGAUGAACAGCUGGGGUCUUUGCAGCUGUUUGAAGGAUAUCCUAAACCAAUGCUGCAGUUCACAGCAGUAUGCUGCAUGCUGUUCAUGGUGAUUGGCAUCCCUGGCAACCUUGUCACAAUCUUCGCGCUGGCUAGAUGUAAAAAGGUCCGUAAUGCAACAGCGAUUUUCAUCAUAAACCUAUCGAUCUCUGACUUCUUGAACUGCUGCUUCAAUCUGCCCCUCGCGGCUUCUACCUUUUGGACGCAGUUGUGGCCUCAUGGAAGACUUCUCUGCCAGAUAUUCCCGUCUUCAAGAUAUGCUUUGGCUGCGGUGUCCCUCUUCUCUGUUGUGGCUAUCACUAUCAACAGAUAUAUUAUGAUCUCACAUCCUAGACUUUAUCCCAGGUUAUACACCACAAGAAACCUAAUAAUUAUGAUAGUUUGCAUCUGGAUAGUAUCAUGGACAUCACUUAUACCAACUUGGGUGGAAGCAUGGGGCUGUUUCGGCAUGAACCCUAAUACAUACCUAUGCGAUAUAGUACCAGACCGAAACGGAUCAUCACCAAUGACAAUGUUAUUUCUUCUCGCUUUCGUGAUACCUUGCCUGACAAUAAUUGUAUGCUACGCAAGAAUAUUCUGCAUCGUAAAGAAGGCAUCCAAGAAAUCUCGUGGUAAUGUUCAGAAUAACCGUAGAAGUGUUAUAGACGAUUCAUCUUUCGAAACCUCGACGGCUGUGGAUAAAUCGAAUCAAAGUGACAAUGAAACCGAUCGAUGUGUUCCAUCGGGACACCCUCGAGUUGAAUCUUUACGCACACACGCCUCCAAUCCUCAAACGACACCCGAAAAAAAGCCAAGUCGAACCUACCCAAAAGGCAGUAUGGCUUCAAUUGCUCAAAAUAUCCGGCAUUCAAUGUACUUAACAAAAUUACACGUAACAACAAAAAUGAAACCAACAGCAAAAGACAAAAGAUUAUUGUCAAUGAUCACUGCAAUCAUGAUCUCGUUCUUUAUUUGUCAUUUACCAAUAACGAUAAUAAAAGUUUCGACAGCAGUCUCAGCGACAUCCCCAUCAGCGUAUUUGUGGAGUUACAUUUUAAGGUUUUUCACGACGUGUAUUAACCCCGUUAUUUAUGUGGUUCUGUCGCAAGAAUAUAGAAAAGCGUACAGAAAGGUAUUUCUACCGAAAUCUUGGAACACAUGUAGGUUUUGGACAUGAUGACAUUGGUCAGAUUGAAAGGCAUCAACAAGAGAAUGCUUGAAAACAUUCAUUUAACUAGUGUGAUUCCAAGGAAAAUGUAUGGAUGUGGAGAGUUCAAUUUUAGAAUGUUGUUCGCGAUUAUGAGACACCUUGGAGCAUGAGUAAAUUGAUAGGAAUGAAACCUGAAAAUAUACAGUCGAUAUAAAAAUUAUAGGAUAUAAUAGAGUUAACAUACAUUGAAACAAAGAUAUUAUAAAAAUUACAAAAUAUUAUAAAAAAAUGUUGUGCACAAACAGUAUAAACUAUCUUUAUAAAAACAUUAUGUACAAUUGUAUUUAAAUGUAUGCA